AGCAACUCUCAAGAGGAUUUUGGACCAAUCAAAUGUGCUCAUGGCUUGAAUUGCUUAUAUUGUUCAUAUUCGUGCUCUGCUGGAUUUGUUUUUACAAGCUGCCGUUUCCUGCCAUGACAAGAUUUAGGUGAACAGGUGACGCAUUUUAUGGUUUUGUCCCCAUCUAUCCAAGUCUGGAAAAUGAGAAUGAAGGAAUUAAACACCACAAUUAGCCCUCGGGAUGUGUGCAGGUUUUUUUUUUUUGUCAGGUGGAGGUUGAGUGACAGCCCUUCCUGUCCCUGCUCGCCCAACGAGAUGUCCAUGAACCAACCCCUCGUUAUUUGGGGGCCUUUUUCACCUUCAGGUUCAAGAUGGGCGUCAACGUUCCUGGAUUGACAGCAUUGAUGCUCUUCUACCUGCUGGUGCUCGGAGUCGGCAUCUGGGCUUCUGUCAAGUCCAAAAGGGAGGCGCGCAAAAGUGCAGCCGACAAAAUUGAGAUGGCUCUGCUGGGGAACCGAGGCAUCAAGAAGGCCGUGGGGAUCUUCACGAUGACAGCCACGUGGGUCGGAGGCUGCUUCAUCAUGGGCAUAACUGAGAUGAUCUACACCCCCUCCAUGGGACUUGUAGCGGUGGCGGUCCUCUUGGCGGCUUUUUCUUGUUCGUUUAUUUUCGGUGGCCUCGCCUUGGUGAAGCCCAUGAGACACUGCAAUUAUGUGACCAUGUUGGACCCCUUCCAAAUCAAGUAUGGAAAAGCGUUCGCGGCCCUUCAAGCCCUGGUCGCCCUGCUGAGUGAUGUUUUGUGGUUGACUGCAACGCUCAUCAGCUUAGGCGCCACGAUGAACGUGAUCUUGGACGUACCUUACUCCGCGAGCAUCUGGAUCUCGGCCGCCGUGGUGAUUCUCUACACGCUGCUGGGCGGCUUCUACUCCGUGGCGUACACAGACGUCGUGCAGGUCGUCCUCAUUCUCGUCACCAUGUCUAUCUGUUUACCGUUUGUCCUGAUAAAUCCCACCUCUGUGAGUAUAAGUCAGACGGCCCUGAACUACACUUUCCAGGCGCCGUGGAUCGGUAAACUGGAGAGGAAUUUUGAUUGGACCGCCAUCGAUACUUUCUUAUUCGUGGCACUAGGAGGUGUGGGAUCCCAAGCUUUCCACCAGAGGACCUUGUCCGCUGCCUCCACGUCGGCAGCCAGGACCACGUGCUUUGUUGCAGCCCUCACCAUCUUGAUUUUUGGAAUACCUCCCAUUCUGUUUGGGGCAGUGGCUGCAUCCACAGACUGGAACCUCACCUCUUACGGCUCUCCGUCCCCGCUGGAACGCGGCGAGGCAGCCAUGGUCCUGCCCAUCGUCCUGAGCCACCUCACCCCGACCUUCGUCUCCGUCGUCGGAACCGCGGCCAUUUCCGCCGCCGUCAUGUCGUCGGCCGACUCUGCUUUGCUCUCCAUAGCCUCCCUUUUCACUUGCAACAUUUACAAGACUCUCCUGAGGCCACAGGCCUCGCAGAGAGAAAUCCAAUGGUUGAUCCGUGCCGCGGUGGUCGUGGCAGGCCUGACGGGCGCGUCGCUCGCCAACCUCAAGAACAGCAUCAUCAUGUUGGUGUUCCUCGGGAGUGAGGUGGGCUACACACUGAUCUUCCCCCAGCUCGUCUGCGUCCUCUUUUUUGACGUGUCCAACAUCCACGGGGCUGUCUCGGGCUGGCUCACGGGGUUGCUGUUGAGAAUGCUGAGCGGCGAGCCGUCUCUGGGUGUGGCGCCAGUCAUCCACUUUCCGGGAUGCACUCUGGAGGACGGCACCUACGUCCAGCACUCCCCCGUGAGGACCAUCGCCGUGCUGUCUGCCAUCGCUGCCAACUUGCUGUUCUCCCACAUGGCGUCCGUGCUAUUCAACAAGGGGCUGCUGCCGCAGAAGUGGGACACGUGCAAAGUGAAAGCCCAGAACUCGGCGGCGGGGACGAGACCAGCCGACGACAGCGGGAGAGACAAAGAGGAGGAAACACUGGGUGAAAUGGAAUCCCCCCGAGAUGUGUCUCAGCCGAUGAUUACCACCACAAGGCUGUCUGUGCAGUAAUUCACUAUAAGUACCGCAGUGAUAUUAUUGACAUGCAAGGGGUUCAAGCUACUGUAUUUGGGUUUUUUAUAAACAGGAUUUAAGCUCAUCCUGUAAUGAUGAGGGGGACUGGAAAAAAAUACUAGACCAGCUGUGAUCAUAUUGCUUUAGGAUGAGGAAGCAUAUUUAUUGUUAAGCUUUCAAAACUCAUUUCUUGCAUCUGUGGUGGGCUGAUUUAUUCAUGUAUACAUUUGAUAAGUCUUUAUAUAUUAUGAAAUGAUUAUUAUUGUAUUGACGUUGGCUGCUGCACCCUGAAGCGACAUCUCUCUGUUUCAAUAUGUCUGUUGAGUAUCAGUUAGCUAAAACAGUGAAAUAAAUAUCUAUCUACCUUGUUGUGGUUAUUAAUGUA
Messenger RNA from Pungitius pungitius (ninespine stickleback), 2433 nucleotides. RefSeq names its product high-affinity choline transporter 1-like. Gene Ontology annotation, molecular function: choline:sodium symporter activity. The transcript is spliced from 9 exons. The coding region runs from base 351 to 2045 and encodes 564 amino acids. NCBI's taxonomy places the organism in Eukaryota, Metazoa, Chordata, Actinopteri, Perciformes, Gasterosteidae. Gene Ontology annotation, biological process: transmembrane transport; choline transport; acetylcholine biosynthetic process. Gene Ontology annotation, cellular component: plasma membrane. The record is from RefSeq and is a predicted model, not a curated record.